UGGCCUUCCGAGCAAAGACACCUCCCGCAACUCGGAAUUUUCGCGGGCUCCCAUGGCGGCGGCGCAGCCAAGCAGCCAGGUGAGUAGCGCGAGGCGAGGCGCGCAGCUUUGAGCUUGGCGCACAUGGCUUGGGAGGCCAUGGAAGUGAGGGAGCUGCGAUGUGUUCUGCCCGCCUCCGUGGCCGAGAGCCUGAACGAGUCUGAAGACGCGUGGCUCCCCCAGAUCCGCGGCCUGGACGUGGCUUCCGCCCGAGUGAGGCUGGGUGGCUGUCUCCGCGUCCGCGUGCAGGCCACCACCGGAACCGCCAAAAAGGCGCAGAGCGCAGUGUACAGAUGCUGGCUGCCCUUCUGCCCCAUCGAGCUGCACGUCUUGCUGGACGCGGCCCUGGCCGAGGGCGACGCCGAAGAGGAGAACCUCUUACAGCUGAGCCCGCCCGCCUUGCGUGCCAGGCAGGUGGAGCGCUGGGACUUGCAGGCGGAUGCACGCAGGUCCAGCGUCGCGACGCUGUACUGCGCGCUAUCCAUCCGCCUGCACGCCAGAGGCUUCCUGGCCACGCUGCUUUGGCCCUUGGCCUCGCGUUAUUCGAGCCGAAUUGCGCGAGCUGGCGCCGAGAAAGCGCUGAAGCUGCUGAAGAGACACCUGCAGGUGGCGGUGAAGCGGGCGAUCCUGGAGCGGCCUGAAGAUGUGCCAGCGCCUAUAGGCCGCCAGCCCAGCCGCGAGGCGGCCUCUUGGGUCCCCUGGACCCCGGUUCCGUCGCCGGACCGAUCCGCGGAUCGAUCCGCGGAAGUGCGAGGGCCGGAGCCUGCAGUUUCAGGUGACGGUGGCUUGACCAUCGCCACUGAGCCGAGCGACACGCUGGAGGAGAUGCUGGUGCAGCCAUCGCUGGCCAAGGGGAUGCCCUUCCACAACGGCUUCCUCUACAAACUCGGCGACGGACUUCUGAACAAAGAGUGGAACCUGCGGUACUUUCUGCUGAUAGGUCAAACGCUGCAGUACUACCGGUCCCAGCACGAAGCACGGCCUCGGGACGCCAUCAACCUGAGCGGCGUCACGGUGGAGUGGCUGAGGGACCAGAGCCGGCCCUUCACCUUCGCAGUCUCCAAGAGCGGCCAGCGCUCCUUCUGCCUCUCCGGCACCACUGAAAAGGAGGCCUGCGAGUGGGUGGAGCGCAUCCAGGCCGCCGGCCGGAUCGUGGCAGAGAGAGCCCAAAGCACCCCAACCAGCAGGCGCCAGCUGCCAACUUCAACCAGCGAGCCCCCGGAGCCGGCGUUGCCGGGGAGCCCUUGGCAGGAGGCGAAGCUCAAGACCUGCGCCCAGGCGCUGGAGCGGGCCAUGUCCGGCAAGGGUUUCCGCUUGCGAGAGCUGCGUCAGGGCCUGCGGAUCCUGGAGCCAGGGCCGCUUGGCGCGCGAAGAUCGCGGAAGAUCGCGGAAGCGCGAGGCGAGACCGGCGGCUUUGGGCCCUGGGCCUUGCUGCUGCCGAUCCUCAUACCUUUGGCUGCGCUGUGGCUCGACGCUUUCUGGCUAGUGCUGGCGCUGGGCCUCGUCGCCGUGAGUCUCCUUCCGGCGCCAGGACCGCCUCUGGUGCUGGCGGUGGCCCGGAUGGACCGCCCCGCGGAGGAGGUCCGGGAGGCUCUGACGGAGGUUUGGCGGCAACACGAGUGGCUCCCGGGCCAUGUGGACGCGUGCCCAGUGUCGUUAAUGCCGGGCCGGGACGAGGUGCUGCAUCUGCGGUUCGGCACGCUGCCAGGACACCAUUUCAGCCGCCUUGUUCGGAGGAGGUGGGUUCGGGAGGCCGGCUCCACUUCCGCGCAGUUCCUGGUGUGCGCGGAGGAGCCGGGGGGCGCCGGUUCGCAGGGCUUUGAAGGCAUCGCUGUGCAGCCGGAGGAUGGGGCUUGCGUGGUGCUGUGGCUGUGCGCCUGGGACUUGGCUUCCUGGGCGCCGCGCCAGGUGCGUGAAGAAUUGGCGGUGCGGCGUGUCACCGCCCUGGCUGGCCUGCGUGAGUGGAUGGCUUGCAGGAGCUGCGGACCAAAGACGUCCGAGAGGCAGCUGGAGCGGAAGAUCAGCGGCGUGUCUCAGGCCGGCGCAAUGCUCAAAGACAGCUUGCAGCUACAGGCCCUCCAGUCGUUGCUGAAACCCUUCCGCCGUUCCCACGCAGGUGCGUUGCACGCCACUGACUUGGACCGCGCCGCCCUGGCCGCAGAACUGUGGCUGGAGCUGGCGUGGCAAGCCUUGCGCGGCGGGCGCGAGGUGGCCGUGUCCGCGAGGCCACAUGGACUGCUGCUGCAGGCCAGCGACUUCUACCGCUUCGCGGCGCGCUGGGGCUACACGUCCCUCCUCAACAGCGGCGAGGAGCGGCUGGUGAUGACGGUAGCCUUCAUGGUUGCGGGCCUUCAUUUGGCGGCCGCUGGCUUUCCUCACCCCAGCUCCUGCUGGGACAGCUCCAUCUACGGCAGGCAGACGGUGCUGCUCGAGGACUGCCAGGCGCAUAUCGACGUGGGGCACAAGCGGAGCAGCUUUGAGGUGACUGGGCGUGGCUUCCGCAUCCAUGGCACUGAGGAGGUGACUUGCCGGCUGCGGCUGCCCGGAAGCUUCUGCUUCGCCGACCGCGGCUGGACCACGGUGGAGUUCUCGGAGCCGGCAGGGAGUGUGCGCUUUACAAUGCCGGAGCUUUGCGUGGGGCCGAGUGGCUACACCUUCGGCGCCGGCUCCGUCUUCCGGUGGCAGGGCACCUCCACCUUCACUGCCGAUGAUGGCACGCAGUGCGUGCUGCACUUCGGAAAGGCCGGCAAGGACGACGUGCAGGGCGUGGUGCGCGACCGCGCGGGUGCGGAGGCCCGGCAGAUCUGGGGCCGCUGGCUUGGGCCGCUGCACUGCGAUGACGAGGUCAUCUGGCGUGGACCCGGCUGAGGGGCCGUGAGGCCGGUUUAAGGAUGUGUGGGCCCACCUUCUGCCGGCACUGUGCUCCCAAUUGUGGGGCGGGGUGUUUCCAACAAAUUGGGGACCUUCGCUGAGUUCCUG
Messenger RNA from Effrenium voratum, 3018 nucleotides. The record is from the annotation of a GenBank genome assembly. NCBI's taxonomy places the organism in Eukaryota, Dinophyceae, Suessiales, Symbiodiniaceae.